AUAAUCUUUGGAGGCGGUAACUUUUCCCGCGUAAAUUGGUCAUUGUUUGUGAUAUUGCUGUGUGUGGUGUAGUUUAUUUUGACCAAAUAGUGGGAAUUAUUGUUUUUGUUUUGCCAUGAGUAAUCCACCAUCUGUUGUUCCACCAUCACCUGGUGGCUCAGAAGAUGGCUCAGACUUUGAAGGCCCAUUUCGGAUGCGCCCUUCUCGAGACGACGAUAUCCAGUCUCCCUUUACCCCGCAUGAUGCAAGUCGAGGGUCAGGGGCAAGUGAUGAGGAAAGUGAUGGAGAGGAGCUCUUUGGAGACAAUAUGGAGAAUGAUUAUCGUGCAAUACCAAAGCUGGAUCGAUAUGCAGAUGAAGGCCUGGAUGAUUUUGACUACGAUCCAAUAUCAAUGGCAGAUCGUUUGGCGGCUGAAAUUACAAUGAAAAGACGUGAACGAGAAGCAGAUGCUCGCCGAGAUGACUUUCAUCUUAUUUAUGAUCCAAGUGAUGAUGAAGAUGCGCCUACAAAGAGGAAAAGGAGAUUGGCAGAGAAGUCUGCUGCUGGGGAGCUUGGAGAAGAUGAAAUGAUUGAAUCCUUGGAAAACCUUGAGGAUACUAAAGGACAUCCAAUUAGAGAAUGGGUCUGUAUGUUAGGUCCACGAACUGAAAUAAUGAACCGUUUCAGGCAUUUUUUGCGGACAUAUACUAACAAAAAAGGUCAAGCAGUGUAUAAAGACCGAAUUCGUCGCAUGUGCGAAUACAAUCAAUCCAGCUUUGUUGUUGACUUCCCACAUCUAGCAUUCAAAGAACAAGUGCUGGCAUUUUUCCUUCCUGAUGCUCCAAUAGAAAUGCUGAAAAUAUUUGAUGAAGUAGCUACAGAGUUGGUGUUUAACAUAUUUCCAAGUUACGGGAGAGUUACAAGUGAAAUUCAUGUCAGAAUUGCGGAACUUCCACUUAAAGAAGAGAUACGUUCAUUGAGGAAAGUGCAUCUAAAUCAGCUGGUCCGUACUAGAGGUGUGGUUUCAACAACUACUGGUGUUCUGCCACAGUUAUCACUUGUCAAAUAUGACUGUAACAAGUGUGGCUGUGUGUUGGGUCCAUUUGUACAGAAUCAAAGUGAAGAUCUUAAACCUGGAUCAUGUCCAGAAUGUCAAAGCAGAGGGCCUUUCAUGGUGAACAUGGAGGAGACCGUUUAUCGUAACUUCCAAAAGAUUACAAUUCAGGAGUCACCAGGGCGUAUUCCCGCUGGUCGUAUUCCACGAUCAAAGGAAUGUAUACUAUUGGGCGAUCUUUGUGACAGGUGUAAGCCAGGUGAUGAGAUAGAUCUCACAGGAGUAUACACAAAUAACUAUGAGGGCUCCUUAAAUACAGAACAGGGAUUCCCUGUCUUCAACACAGUUAUCUUAGCAAAUUAUAUUGUUGUAAAAGACUGCAAGCAUAUUGUUGAGUCAUUAUCAGAUGAUGAUGUACAUGCCAUCAUGAAGUUGUCCAAGGAUCCACAGAUUGCUGACAGAAUAAUUUUUAGCAUUGCACCAUCCAUCUAUGGCCAUGCUUUUAUUAAAAGGGGUCUGGCACUUGCAUUAUUUGGAGGAGAACCAAAAAAUCCUGGGCAAAAACACAAGGUGAGAGGUGAUAUCAACAUGCUGAUAUGUGGAGAUCCUGGUACAGCAAAGUCACAGUUUCUUAAGUAUACAGAGAAGGUAGCUCCCCGAGCAAUAUUCACAACAGGCCAGGGGGCAUCUGCUGUUGGUCUGACUGCGUAUGUGAAUCGAAACCCCAUUACACGCCAGUGGACGCUGGAGGCUGGAGCACUUGUCUUGGCCGACAGAGGUGUCUGUCUCAUUGAUGAAUUUGACAAGAUGAAUGACCAGGACCGAACAUCCAUUCAUGAAGCCAUGGAACAACAAACCAUAUCUAUUUCCAAGGCUGGCAUUGUCACCUCGCUACAAGCACGAUGUUCUGUUAUUGCUGCAGCCAAUCCAAUUGGUGGAAGAUAUGAUGCGAGCAUGACCUUCAGUGAAAAUGUUAAUCUCUCGGAGCCAAUUUUGUCAAGAUUUGAUAUUUUGUGUGUUGUGAGAGAUGAAGUUGAUGUGAUGCAAGAUGAACAGCUCGCUCGAUUUGUUGUGAAGUCUCAUAGGAAGGUUCAUGCAAUGUACAGACCAUGCAAUUACGCAGACGAGCCACUCCCAGAUCCAGGUCUGAAACAAGUCGAUGUCAUACCUCAGGAUCUGCUUAAAAAAUAUCUACUUUAUGCACGUCAAAAUGUCCACCCAACACUCAAAAACAUUGACCAGGAUAAAAUCGCAAAUAUGUACAGCAAAUUACGUCAAGAGUCUCUUGUGACUGGAAGCCUUCCAAUUACUGCAAGGCAUAUAGAAAGUAUAAUUAGAAUGUCUGAAGCUCAUGCAAGGAUGCACUUGCGUGAAUAUGUACAAGAAUCGGAUGUCAACAUGGCUAUAUGCAUGAUGUUGCAGAGCUUUAUCCAGACACAGAAAUACAGUGUCAUGAAUGCUAUGAAAACGACAUUCCAGAAAUACCUUUCAUAUGACAAAGACAAUAAUGAAUUGCUGUACUACAUCCUACAGUCCAUGACGAAGGAUCAAUUGAUUUUCAUGAGAAGUUUACAUGGAACAAAAGUUCGUAUGCUGAAGCUGAGAGAGAAAGACUUCUUAGAUAAGGCCAGAGUCAUUGGUAUUACUGAUGUAUCAACAUUUUUCAAGUCUCAUAUUUUCACUGGUAAUGGAUUCAAGUAUGAAGCUGACAGACAUCUGAUAAUUAAGAAAAUAAUACACCCAGAUAAUGAAUGAACCUUCAGGGUAUAUGUUCCAAAACAGUUGUUUUAAACAAUCCCAGUGAUCUGUUGGAGAUGAGAUUGGCUUUCCUAGUGAGCUUAUCUCAUUCACGUCUGAUGUGUAUACAUAUUGUAUAAAUUGCAGUUUUCUGCCAAAGUGCUUUCUGUCAGGGGUGUGUGUGUAUGUGUGUGUGUGUGUGUGUGUGUGUGUGUGUGUGUGUGUGUGUACACAUGUACGUACAUGCACAAUAUACAAAGACCGCGUUUUGAAUGCUUAAAAGAAAGAAUUUAGUAUUUUUGUACUAGUGGCAGUGAAGAGUGCGAUGGAUAUCAUGGAUCUGCAACAAGACUGUUUUCAUCAAGUGGUUAACCAUAGUUAUAUAAAAAAGUACAGCCUGUUGUGUUGUUCAAAUGAUCAGUCUCUCUUGUCUUCUUUUGUUAAUGUAUUGUAUUCUCACUUUUCUCAAGGCAUUGCAUUUUCACUGAUGAAUAUAUGUGUGCGUGUGCAUGUGCAUGUGUAAUUCGAGUCUGUCUUCCUGUUCUUGUCUAUAAAAGUUAAUUUUUAACAUUGA
Molecule: messenger RNA, 3344 nt
Organism: Schistocerca serialis cubense
Lineage: Eukaryota; Metazoa; Arthropoda; Insecta; Orthoptera; Acrididae
Gene: Mcm2
Product: DNA replication licensing factor Mcm2
Exons: 14
Coding region: 116-2788 (890 amino acids)
Biological process (GO): mitotic DNA replication initiation; double-strand break repair via break-induced replication; DNA replication
Cellular component (GO): nucleus; MCM complex
Molecular function (GO): single-stranded DNA helicase activity; single-stranded DNA binding; ATP binding
Source: RefSeq, a predicted model, not a curated record